CUUCCCGGGAAAUCUGAGUUUCGCGGGAGGGCUCUUGAGCGCGUAAACCGUAUCCCUUCAUUCAUCAGGCCGCUUCCUGAAGCCAUUUCUCGACGGGGGAAACGAGAGUUGGCUUACUUUUUAAUCCGUCGCAUCUGCCUAAAUGCACGUUCACGAGGAGCCAUACGUUGCAAAAGUCGACGCUUCAGACUUUAACCUUUACUUCGCUCUGAAUAUUUUUGUAACCAUUGCCGCGGAUUAGCUUGUAAGUGUCGAGACAAGAAAAGGGGCUACCCCGAGAACAAGAUGAGAAGAGGGAUCACCUCGGCUCCGGACAAAGUGAUUCUAACGGGCGUCGGUAGCUCUCAUUUGGACAAUAAUAUCAUUUUGACCGCUCUCUCGGAUCGUUUAAACCCCACUCAAGCCAACGCCACUUAUUUCCAAAUAAUAACCACACCGCCGCCUUGCAACGUUACACAGACAUCAAGUGUAUGUUUAUCCGAGCCUUCGAUAAACAACAUUUACACAACUCCACAACAAGCCGCUGCAAAUGGAGCAGGACAUCGACCCGCACUAGGAAGACCGCCGGCCAAGAGGAGGCUCGCCCUCGACGAUUCAGACCACCAUUACCAGUCAGAGCCCUCCAGGACGUCCAGAGGCAGAGGCGCCACACUAACCAAUGGGACACAUUUAAAGACGCCGAAAACGCCUAAGUCUCCACCAGAGAGGACGCGGUACGACACUUCCCUGGGCCUCCUAACCAAGAAGUUUGUGGAUCUGCUAGCUCAGUCUUCCGAUGGUGUUCUGGACCUAAAUCUUGCAGCAGAAACUUUGCAGGUGCAGAAAAGAAGGCUGUAUGACAUCACAAAUGUACUUGAGGGCAUUCAUCUCAUCAAGAAGAAGUCAAAGAACAACAUUCAGUGGAUGGGCUGCAGCCUUUUGGAGGUUGAGGGCUCACUAAACCAAAGACAAAGACUGACAGCAGAAGUUUCUGCACUGGCUGAAGAAGAGCAGAGGCUGGAGCAGCUCAUCCAGAGGUGCAGCCUGGACACAAGGCACAUAAGCGAGUCAACAAGCAAUCAAAAAUAUGCCUAUGUCACAUAUGAGGACAUCAAACAACUGGGAAACCUUCAAGACCAGACUGUUAUUCUUGUCAAAGCGCCUACAGACACCAAGCUAGAAGUACCAGAUCCUGAUGAGAGUUUAUCCAUCCACUUGACCAGCACCAGAGGUCCUAUAGAAGUUCUCCUAUGUCCAGAUGAGGAGAAUGACCACGGUAGUCCUGUUAAAAAUGGCACCACAGAUAUCAAUGGGAACUCACCGUUCCUCAAAGUCCUUCAAGAUCCAAGUAUCCCGACUAAGUCCCCCAGCACCUCCCUGGCGCCAGUCUCAUCCGUCACCGUCUCAGCUCUCUCGCCCAUCUCUUCCCCGUACACUAGCCUUCUCCAGCAAACGGAGGACCAGAUCCCCUCCACCCUGGGGCCCUUCUUGAACCUGGGUCCCCCUCUCCUGGAGCAAGAUGACUACUUAUUAGGUUUGGGAGACGAUCAGGGAAUCAGCGACUUGUUCGACGCCUGUGACUUUGAUAGGAUGCCCUCACUCGGCUUGGAUGACCUCCUGUGCAGCUAGCGCCAGCUGAUCCAUGUCCUCAUUAAGUGCAUUGGAAUGAGCUGGGAGGUCUGUGACUGUAGUUUGUUUAGGCCAAUUCAAAAUACAAGAAAGUUUGACAAAAAGGGCUUUUUUCCUCCAGUCCCAGGCAGACAAAAGGGCAUGUUUACUCACGGUGUCACACACAGGCAUGUUUGGCUCAGACUCUGGGAGGACUCCAGUGAAGCUAAAGGGGUAGCAUGAUCGGUACUUAAGAUGUCUCAUUUGGCAUAAUACGCAUUUAAGAAGAAUAGCUGCCUUUUUUUUUUUUUAACGAUUGAUGCCAUCAUAUAGACGGAGCAGAGGGAACAGAAGACAACACUUGGUUUGAAGGCAGGCUACAAGUUUGUAAACUAAUGCGCACAUUUCAACACAAAUAUCAAACGUUCUUAUUAUGGAACAUAAUUUCACACGUUUGACUGUUUGGUAGGUUAUUUUGUGUUGUUAAGAAAAUGACAUGAAGUGAUGUUUCAGGCCAACAAUUUGGGCACAAUUAGUAACCUGAGUCUGAGUGAUACAGUAUAGAUCUGGAGCCAUUGCACUUAUGGGUACGAUUGCAGUGGUGGAAAAGUGGUGUUUUUCAAAACACGAAAGGUUUAUGCUGAUUUUCAGUAAUAUGAAAAUGUUUAAAAGUUAACAAAUUAACCAAAGGCAUUCAUAACCACUAACACCGGUCAGUCUGGUUAUCACAUUGGAUGGUCAAAUUUAAAUUAAUCUUGACAAAUAACCUUGUGGAUUUAGUAGCAGAGACUUGAUCACUUGCUCUACUGUCUGCUUUCUGCAAGGCAGCUUUGGUGAGUAGUCAUUUUAAGUUGAAUAAGUGAUGACUUUUUAAUUGAUUUUUAAACCACAGACUGAACUAGUAAGGGUCAUUAAAAAAAAGACGCACCUCGCCUUCAACUAAACGAUGUUUCACAGCCAUAAUCAUAAUCUGGAAACCACGUAAAAUGAUUUUCUCUCGCUCCCGGUGGCUCCUUGGAUUAGUUGACUCGUCUGAUGGUAAAACCCAGUUGUCUUGUCUUGUCUGUAGUUUUAUUCAACUCGGGAAACCUGCGGAUGCAGGUAGUAUUGCUGCUGUUAGAAUGAGCUCUUCACGCACACAAUUGCCGUGUGCCUGUGUAAUUGUGUGUCAGAAGAUAUGGAUUGCUCAAGAUUAAAGCCUGCCAUGUUUUUUCUUUUCUUUUCUUUUUUCUAAAAGUGUUUUGUGCACAAGGUUCCCCGGGCUACCUCUUGCUUAGUGUUUGACAAUACCAUAGUAAACAGUAAGGCAUUGACGUAAAUGUCUUUAGCUGAUUUUGUCUUGGAGGUUACCUUUUGUAUUAUUAGCAGUGAAGGUGGAUAUCAUCGCACUUAGAACUUUUAUGUUUUGUGUGAGCAUCCACCCCUACACCUUUUUUAAUACACUGUUGUCACAUCUCUGAUGGAAAUACUGAUUAGUAGGCAAAUGGAUGGUUAUUCUGUCUUGUAUGUGUGUGUCUGCGUGUGGGUUUGUUUUUUUCCCCAUAGAAUAUUUUGAGCCCCAGAUCCAAAAUUCUCUAUCACCGUUGAGCCCACGUGUCCUUUAAAUGGCCAUUACAAGACUGGAAUCAGUGACUUCUGUCCACUGCUGAAGUAGUCUAGCCUUGCUUCCGUGACACUGUGUGUCCGUUUUACAUUUUUGGACUUUUCUUUCUUUUCUUUUUUUUUAUAAUCUUGCAUAUCAACUACCUGUUUUGUUCCAAUUUUUCAAGAUGAGGAAAAUCUGGUGUCUCUAUCAUAAUUGAACGAAUAUCUCCAUUCUUUGUCUCCUCUAGAAAAGUUAAUCUGCUUUUGUGUUGUUGAGACUGCCUUUUUUUGGAAGGAUUUUGUCUUACCAUGAAAGUUUCUAAAAGAAAUUAGAUAUUUUUGUAGUGCCCAGUUAAAUCUGUACUGUUUCACAGAGUGCAAGUGUGCGUCUCAUGGUAACCGUUGGAUGUGAAGCACCUGCAAAUUAAAUGCUUUUAUUGACAAUAUCCCUAAAAUUGAAACGGCACUGCUUUACAUGUUGUGGUUACGCUAAACCUGUCACCAAUUCAGUAAACUUUACUCUCGCAUCAGAGUUGUCUACUAAUUAUUAAGGGGAGAAACAAAUCCAAUAGACAUUUUGCUUUUAAAAUUUGGGUGAAAGGUUGUUGGUGUGAUGUCUGUUUAGUAUCUUGCGUUUGCUGUGUUCAUAAGUUCUGUUAAAUGAGGAAUUGAGGGUUGUGAAUGUUUGUGGGGAGGGGAGGGUGAAAUGGGAUUUUUGUUUUGUACUGUCAGACUUUGUAAUUGAACAUUUGAAUAAAGGAAUUAUA
This is a messenger RNA of Nerophis lumbriciformis (worm pipefish), 3938 nucleotides long. RefSeq names its product E2F transcription factor 3 (gene e2f3). NCBI's taxonomy places the organism in Eukaryota, Metazoa, Chordata, Actinopteri, Syngnathiformes, Syngnathidae. Gene Ontology annotation, cellular component: RNA polymerase II transcription regulator complex. Gene Ontology annotation, molecular function: RNA polymerase II cis-regulatory region sequence-specific DNA binding; DNA-binding transcription factor activity, RNA polymerase II-specific; protein dimerization activity. The record is from RefSeq and is a predicted model, not a curated record. Gene Ontology annotation, biological process: regulation of transcription by RNA polymerase II.